UGCUGGAUGUUUGAGAAAUGGGGUGAAUUAAAACCGUCCCUGCCCUCGGGGAGUUCAGGGGACGUUAGGGGUACUCGGACUCAUGCGCCACAAUGUCAUCCUACCUGGUAAAGAAGUUGCCUAACCUUUGGGACCCUUUAAGACGGCUGGGAGGCUUCCCCAGGAGACGAUAACAGCUUGUGUUUCUGCUGAUGGAAAGAAUCCAGUAGAGAGGAAGAGGCUGAGGAUGCAGGAGAGAAGCCGGCGGUGUGAGGAGUUGGCGUGACCCCACCAGAUGUGACUGCCAGGACAGAAUGGUGCUGGACUCAGGGACGCAGGUGUAUGAGCAGGCACCGCCCAGUCUGCCAACCAGUCCCUCGUCCCUGGGCCGUAGACUGAAGCCCGCAGAUCGCGAUGGGACUCCGCUGUAUUCCUGGCCUCGGUCCCUGGCCUUGCCUCUGGCCCUGUCCGUCCCCUCCGGCCUGCAUCACGAGUCUGAGCCGCAGCCCUUCUCAGAGCUGCGCGUGGCCCGCCGUAGUCACAUGCAUCGCAGCGAGAGCUCCUGCACGAUAAACAGUACCGGCCACCGGGGCCGCGGCAGCCAUGGUCAGGCCCCACCUAAACGGGGACUGGAUCCAGGUGGGGGUACCCUGCGGCCCGCAUCCUCCUUGCCUCACAUUGCUAAGACUCGAAAGGAAGCCAGCAAGAGCGGGACCAGCAAGAGCCCCUGCAUGUUGGUGGCCUUGCGGCCAACCAACAUGGACGAUGAGCGGCUCAAGUUCUUCCAGUCCCAUUACACCUAUAACCCACAGUUCAAGUACCAGGAGCCCUUGCCCACGGCCGUGCUGGAGAAAUACUGUGCUGCGUCUGGACAGUUCAUCCACCAGGCAGUUGGCAUCAUUGAGGCCGUCCUGGAGAAGUUUGGCACCUAUGAACAAUUUGAGGCUGUCACCGGGGGCCAGCUGCUGACCAAGUGCCAGAUCUGGUCCAUCGCACGCAAAUACAUGCAGAAGGAAGGCUGCGCCGGAGAGGUGGUGGUGCAGCUGAGUGAGGACCUGCUGUCCCAGGCCGUGAUGAUGGUGGAGAAUAGCCGACCCACACUGGCCAUCAACCUCAGCGGAGCCCGCCAGUACUGGUUGGAAGGCAUGCUUCGGCAUGAGAUAGGCACACACUACCUGCGGGGCGUGAACAACGCGCGGCAGCCGUGGCGCAGCGCUGAGGGCCGGCUGCAGUACGGGCUGCGGCCCGCCAACCCCACGGAGGAGGGCCUGGCCAGCCUGCACAGCGUGCUGUUCCGCAAGCACCCGUUCCUGUGGCGCGCCGCGCUGCUCUACUACACCAUCCACCGCGCCGCUGCCAUGUCUUUCCGCCAACUCUUCCACGACCUGGCGCGCUACGUGCAGGACGCCGACGUGCGCUGGGAAUACUGCGUGCGUGCCAAGCGCGGCCAGACGGACACCUCGCAGCCCGGCUGCUUCAGCAAGGACCAGGUGUACCUGGAUGGCAUCGUGCGCAUUCUGAGACACCGCCAGACCAUCGACUUCCCAAUGCUGACCUCGCUGGGCAAGGUGUCCUAUGAGGAUAUAGACCACCUGCGGCCCCAUGGGGUGCUGGAAAAGACCCGGGUGCCCCACUUCAUGCAGGACUUGGCGCGCUACCGGCAGCAGCUGGAGCACAUCAUGGCCACUAACCGGCUGGACGAGGCAGAGCUGGGCCGUCUGCUGCCUGACUGAGGCCUGGGGAGGCCCCGGACCUGGGGCCCUCAGGCCCGUCCAGAACAUGACAGCUACGUGCUUCCACGGCCUGGGUGUUUCUCGGGGGACUUGGAAGGGCAGGAGCACCCAGGAAGGAGGAGGAGCAGCAACCUCAGGGGCUCUGUGUCCCCCCCCCCAGCCUCCUGGAAGCCCCCCGGCAGCAGCGCAGGCUGCCCUCCCUCCUGCCUCCUGCCUCCUGCGCACUGGAGGAGGCAGAAGCUGCAUGGAUGGGGGCAGGGGUGGGAGUAGAAACUUGUCCUUGCAUGAUGUGCCCUUGGCCAUCUCCUCUUCAUUCCAUGUCCCCUCCCUUCCCCCACCCGGCCCCUUGGUGCUCCUCCAGCUUUCACGCUGUCUACCUCUCACUGGGUCCUGUGGAGGUGGGAGGGGAGUGUCCCUUCUCCUGGGUGGUUGCCUGAGACAGCGGUGCUGGCUGUCACAGGGAGCAAGGGCAGGGUCUAAGCUGGGCUGUGCAUUCCAGCAGUUCUCUCCUGCCCCUGCUCGUGCAUCUGUCCCCGCUUCCAUGCCCCAGCCCCUCUGGUCUGGUAGAGGGAGCAGGUCCCCUCUCUAAGCCAGUCUGCUCCAGGCCCGACUCUCACCCAUCUUUCCCCCUCAACUCCCUUUUGCCUCACCUCUUCCUCGCCCCGCUCCCUCUCUUGCACUCUUACACACACACACAUAAACACACACCCGCGAGUCCUUUCCACCCUGUGAGUCCUUGCCCGCCUGACCCCGCACCCCUGCAGUGGCCUCUCUGCUCCUGUCUUGGCUCAGGCCCUCUGACUGGUGGGCAUGGGGCGGCAGUAGCCACAGUCCGCCUGAAGGGCAGGGCCCUUCUCUCUCCAGGUCCCAAGUUUAUCCCUCUAAGACAGGAGGGGUAGAGAUGGGUGACAUGUCCUGUCCACCAACUCAGAUGUGUGUCUUGGCCGAAUCCUGUUCCCACCCCGGGCCCAAAACCAGAAACAGAAACACGGCUGGAAAGUCCUUACUCAUUUAGCAAAUAUGUAUGUACCAGUUAGAACCCUCCCUGAGCUCCGUUCCAAGAGAAGCCAGUCAAUUAAAAUAGGUUACAGUUA
Molecule: messenger RNA, 2806 nt
Organism: Sorex araneus (European shrew)
Lineage: Eukaryota; Metazoa; Chordata; Mammalia; Eulipotyphla; Soricidae
Gene: MATCAP1
Product: microtubule associated tyrosine carboxypeptidase 1
Exons: 8
Coding region: 294-1712 (472 amino acids)
Source: RefSeq, a predicted model, not a curated record